CACACUCUCUGGUACACACGCGCGCACUGACGCACACUCAGACUCGCUCUGUCGGACCCGGGAGGAAGAGGAACAGAAAGGAGAGAGCUUCUGUUUAUUUGCCUCCAACUUCUCUCUUUGCUUCUACUUGUGUCUUUCUGUCUCUUCUAAUCCACCAAUGCGAGGAUUGUAUUCCUGUUAUCACUCUUGUUAUCGCAGCUGUCCCGAACUAAGGAAACCCAGUUUAAGGACCAGACGGGAGUAUGUAAAAUAACCCGCGCGACUGAGCACAACAAGAAAAAGAAGAACAGAAAUGGAUAAACGGAGUUAUUCUCUCGUUCUGCCUGCAGCUUUCCUCUACUUUGCACUUUUGGGAUUUACUGCUGGACAAUUAUUUCCAGGUGGCUGUACAUUUGAGGAGUCGUACAGCAGCUGCGGUUACAGCGUUUCUCUCGGAACCAAUGGAUUUACCUGGGAACAAGUCAACUCCUGGGAAAAACCCACCAUGGACCCCGCCUUGCCUACUGGUUCGUUCAUGGUGGUGAAUGCGUCGGGUCGGGCGUCGGGGCAGAAGGCUCACCUUUACAUGCCCACCCUGAAGGAAAAUGACACCCACUGCAUCGACUUCCUGUACUCCCUGUCCAGCCGGGACGGAGCCAGCCCGGGCACGCUCAACGUCUAUAUCAAGGUGAAUGGAGGCGCUCAGGGUAACCCAGUAUGGAACGCCUCUGAUACUGUAACUGAAGGCUGGGUGAAGGCUGAGCUGGCCAUUUCUACAUUCUGGCCUAACUCCUAUCAGGUAAUAUUUGAAGCGGUUUCAGUUCAAGGCCAUCCAGGUUUCAUCGCCAUCGACGACAUACGAGUUCUGGCUCACCCCUGCCGUAAAGCUCCUCACUUCCUGCGUCUGCAAAAUGUGGAAGUGAACGUGGGUCAGAAUGCUACGUUUCAGUGUACCGCGGGAGGGAAAUGGUCUCAGCACGAUAAACUCUGGCUACAGCAGUGGAAUGGCAGAGACACGGCGUUGAUGGUGACCAGGGUGGUGAACCACCGACGUUUCUCCGCAACCGUCAGUGUUGGCGACACAUCGCAGCGCAGCACCAGCCGGUACCGCUGUGUCAUCCGGUCCGACGGCGGCUCAGGGGUGUCCAACUACGCCGACCUCAUCGUUAAAGCUCCACCCACCCCCAUCGCUCCGCCUGAGCUUCUCGCGGUCGGUGCCACUUACCUUUGGAUCAAACCCAACGCCAACAGCAUCAUUGGCGACGGGCCGAUCAUCCUGAAGGAGGUGGAGUACCGAACCACCUCAGGUAACUGGGCGGAGACCCACGUGGUGGACUCGCCCACCUAUAAACUGUGGCAUCUGGACCCAGAUGUGGAGUACGAGAUCAAGGUCCUGCUGUCCAGACCUGGGGAGGGAGGAACAGGGCCGCCGGGGCCGCCGCUGGUCACCAGGACUAAAUGUGCAGAUCCAGUCCACGGUGCCCAAAAUGUGAACGUGGUGGAUGUCAGAGCGCGCCAGCUGACUAUCCAGUGGGAGACGUUUGGUUACGCUGUGACUCGCUGCCACAGCUACAAUCUGACGGUCCAGUACCAGUAUGUGUUUAACCAGCAGGAGUUUGCAGCAGAGGAGUUGAUCCAGACCUCAUCACAUUACACCCUGAGGGGGCUGAGGCCCUUUGUCACGGUCAGACUGCGGCUUGUUCUGGCCAAUCCCGAGGGCAGCAAGGAGAGCGAGGAGAUCGUCAAACAGACGGAGGAGGAUGUGCCGGGCUCCGUGCCGAUGGAGUCUCUGCAGAACACGCCGUACGAGGAGAAGAUCUUCAUGCAAUGGAAAGCUCCCAAUGAGACCAACGGGGGCAUCACGCUGUACGAGAUUACCUACAAGGCCCUGAGCUCGUUUGACCCCAGCGCCGAUCUGACAACCCAGAGGGGAAGGGUGUUCAAGCUGAGGAACGAGACCCACCACCUGUUCGUAGGUCUCUACCCUGGGACCACCUACUUCUUCACCCUCAAAGCUUCCACCAACAAGGGCUUUGGCCCACCUGUCACCACCCGCAUCACCACCAAGAUAGCAGCCCCCCUGAUGCCAGAAUACGAGUCCGAGGCUCCGCUGAACGAGACAGAGACGACCAUCACCAUCCUGCUAAAGCCUGCCCAGUCACGUGGCGCACCUAUAAGCUCCUACCAGCUUGUUGUGAAGGAGGAGCGCAAGUCCAAGACCCGCCGCGCCGCCUCCGAAGCCCCCGAGUGUUUCUCCGCCCCUGUCAGCUUCCGCAAUGCUUCCAUCUUGGACUCCCCUUACUACAUCGCUGCUGAACUGCCCCCUUCCAGCCUCACGGUCGUACAGCCAUUCACUGUCGGAGACAACAAAAGCUAUGGAGGUUUCUGGAAUCCUCCGCUGUCACCGGCCAAGAGCUACAGCAUCUACUACCAGGCCAUGAGCAGAGCCAAUGGGGAAACCAAAAUCAACUGUGUCCGCCUGGCGAACAAAGUGGUAAUAGGUAGGGGACAAAUAACAACGCCGUACAUUCUAGUCAUCCCAAGCGAAGGUGCAUCCACCCAGGACUCAGAUGCAAUGGAGCCAGAGAAGCAGGUGGACAGCACAGUGAAAAUGGCGGGAGUCAUCGCAGGGAUCCUCAUGUUCAUCAUCAUCCUCCUCGGCGUCGUCCUCACAUUCAAACGCAGAGAGAUUCACACGUGGAGAACUCUGAGCGUGGGGAAGUUGGCGAAGAAGCAGAAGGAGACCGCCAGCAGCUCCACGCAGCAGAGGGAGAUGGGUCCGGUCACCACGGCGGAUAAGAGCACCACCAAAGUCACCACCCUGCACAAAGACGACCCCUUCUCCACCUCCAACCAGGACCUCAACGGAUUCACCUCCCCCUCUCCCUGCUCCUUUUCUGUGCAGGGAAGCAAGACACUGCAGAGCAAAUCCCUGCUGAAUUCCUACUACUCAGUGUCUAAAGAGCCAGUUCCAGCCACAACUUCCAUAGACAGCAGCCAGCCGUCACUCGCCCAGCCCUCUCUGACCCUGCAGAGUUUUCCCUACGGAGGCUGUGAGUCUGUGGAGAUCUCCUACCAAAGUGGUCAGUUCCAGCCAGGACAGUUCCAGCCAGCCAUCCGAGUGGCAGACCUCCUGCAACACAUCACCCAGAUGAAAUGUGGACAGGGCUAUGGUUUCAAAGAGGAAUAUGAGGCCCUGGCGGAGGGACAGACGGCGCCCUGGGAGACGGCCAAGAAGGACGAGAACCGCAACAAGAAUCGCUAUGGCAACAUCAUCGCUUACCCCACAGACGAUCACACCAGAGUCCGACUGCAGCUGCUGGACGGAGACCCCCAUUCUGACUACAUCAACGCCAAUUAUAUUGACGGAUACCACAGACCCAGACAUUACAUCGCCACACAAGGGCCCAUGCAGGAGACAGUGAGGGACUUCUGGAGGAUGGUCUGGCAGGAAAACUCGGCCUCUAUCGUCAUGGUUACCAACCUGGUGGAGGUCGGCAGGGUGAAGUGUGUGCGUUACUGGCCGGAUGAGACGGAGGUUUAUGGAGACAUCAAGGUGACCCUGAUAGAAACUGAACCACUGGCUGAAUACGUCAUCAGGACGUUCACCGUCCAAAAGAAGGGUCAUCAUGAGAUCCGUGAACUCCGCCAGUUUCAUUUCACCAGCUGGCCCGACCAUGGAGUUCCCUGCUACGCUACCGGACUACUUGGCUUCAUACGUCAGGUCAAGUUUCUCAACCCGCCGGAUGCUGGACCUAUAGUGGCACACUGCAGUGCCGGUGCAGGGAGGACAGGCUGUUUCAUUGCAGUGGACAUCAUGUUGGACAUGGCAGAGAAUGAAGGCGUGGUCGACAUUUUCAACUGCAUCCGAGAGCUGAGAUCACAACGAGUCAACAUGGUGCAGACUGAGGAGCAGUACGUGUUUGUUCACGAUGCCAUCUUGGAGGCGUGUCUAUGUGGGAAUACAGCCAUACCAGUGUGUGAGUUCAGAGCCAUUUACUACAACAUCAGCAGACUGGACCCACAGACCAACUCCAGCCAGAUUAAAGACGAGUUCCAGACUCUGAACAUAGUGACCCCAAGAGUCCGUCCAGAGGACUGCAGUGUUGGUUUGCUACCCAGGAACCACGACAAGAACCGCAGUAUGGACGUUCUGUCAGCAGACCGAUGCCUUCCUUUCCUAAUAUCUGUGGACGGAGAGAGCUCCAAUUACAUAAAUGCUGCAUUGAUGGACGUAAGUAGCCACAAACAGCCAGCGGCCUUCAUUGUUACCCAGCAUCCUUUGCCCAACACCAUGGGCGACUUCUGGAGGCUGGUGUUCGACUACAAUUGCUCCUCCAUCGUAAUGCUCAACGAGAUGGACGCAGCGCAGUUAUGUAUGCAGUACUGGCCAGAGAAGAGUUCAUGUUGCUACGGUCCCAUUCAAGUCGAAUUCAUAUCGGCGGACAUUGAUGAAGACAUAAUCAACCGAAUCUUCAGGAUCUGCAACAUGGCCCGGCCACAGGACGGUUACCGCCUCGUGCAGCACUUUCAGUUCAUCGGCUGGCCGGCCUACAGGGACACGCCCCUCUCCAAACGCUCCAUCCUCCAGUUGGUCAGGAGGUUGGCGAAGUGGCAGGAGCAGUACGACGGAGGAGACGGCAGGACUGUCGUACAUUGCCUUACCGGCGGAGGGCGUUCUGGAACCUUCUGUGCCAUCUGCAGCAUCAAUGAGAUGAACCAGCAGCAGAACAUCGUGGAUGUUUUCCACACCGUCAAAACACUGAGGAACAACAAGACUAACAUGGUGGAGACGAUGGAGCAGUAUAAGUUCUGCUAUGAAGUGGCUCUGGAGGCGCUCAGCUCCUUCUGAUUGGCUGCGGGCUGACAUUCUCUUUUCUGAUUCGCCGUUGACGCUGCCUGUCAUUCUCAACGCACCACUGGGACACACAAAGUGCAAAAAACGGCUUUGUGUUGACCCAACCCCCGACCUGUGAGCAUGUGUGCCUGUGUGUGUGUGUUUGCGAGUGUGUGCACGUGAUUCCGUGUGAAUAACAGAGGGCAUGCUUGCAUAUUUGAGUGUGCGCGUGCGUAUCUACGUGUGUGCCUACGACAACACACACACACACAACCUGUACAGAAGAGAAAAAAAGCGACAAACAUACACACUUGUGAUUUUCGUGCGUGUGUGUUCGCUUCAGUGAGACUGUGAACUUUACAUGCUUGUACAAAGAAAAAAAAAUGAUAUGCUGAAAAACAAAAUCAGAUGUUUAAAAAAAAAAAAAGCACCACUUUUUUCCUUCUCUAUCUCUCUGUCCUCUCUGCUGGGCUGUGAUGUGACUAUUGUACAGUAUUUCCUUUUUAGAUAUAUUCUACGCCUUGAAUGUUGUCUCCCUGUGAAGGCUGGAUGCACACUGGAAGACUUUUCACAUUUAGCGAAGGUUCAAGUGACGCCUCAACGCUGCACUUUGGACCCAGAGUAUAAAAAAAGUGUGUUUGGCUGAGAUGUCGUCGAUAGGUGAGGAAAGCUGGAUCAAAGACCAACACACAGCUGUUGAUGUUUACUUGUGGCCGGGGCCACUUGACUGCCUCAAUGUGAAACACUAAUUAUACUUGUAAUUCAGUAAUUGGCUACAAAACGUUUGGUUUCUUCUCCUUCGCGCUGCAUCACGACAGUAUGGUUUUCUUUUGACGGUUCUGCUUCUACUGGGAAAAAAAAGGUUACAAAUCCCAGUAAAACAGGAAGAAGCAUGCAACAAGAUCCACUUAGUGAAGCCAAGUGCAUGGGGAAGAGGAACAACAGCAUUGAAUAGACAAAAACAAAAGAGAAAUCUUUCUUUGCCUUUAAGACCAAACGUUGGUGUCUCUGCUCCAGGGUUUUAUAAUUGGGGCUGUAAGAAAAAAAAAAAUUCAUAAAUGUUUUGGGAUGGCUUUCUCUUAUAGUGUGCAUCCACCCUUACUGUAAAUAAGAUACGACAACCACAGUCAAACAAACACACAUGGAACAUCCUGCAGACACAAACAAAGGUAAUCAUUUCCAAACAAUAUCGCUCGAUUCAACGACAUGGUAUUAUAGUUUGGAGCAAAGUUUUAUGUUACUUUCUACAAACUGUCCAUUUAGACAUGUUGUCUAAAGAAUUAAGAUAUAUAUUUUUGCAUAUUGCACAUUAAGCCACCGCCCACAUCCAGAGUGACUUACGACGAGGAAGCAGAAUGCGUCAACGUUUCUUCCUUAAGGAGACUAGUAGAGCAAACAUGUGACGCUCUGGGUACAGGACUCUUUUUCAAACAACAACAACUGCACUCACAAACAUACUCGAUGAAAAAAAAAAAAAAAAAUCCAUCAGGUCGAUGAGAAACUAAACAAAAUGUAACUUAUUCUACUUUUCUUUUGUCCGUUUGGUUUGUGUGGUUUGGUCUCUCCUGAAGUGCAGGCAGGCAAAAGCAAUCAAUCAAGAUGUUUUCAGUAGCUUGUAGAUUUCUACAGUUAGAGCUGUGUUCUGUUGGGUUUGAUGAUUGGGGCUUUACCUGGGCUGUGAACAUUGUGUAUUCUUUAUUUUAUUUGUACCUUGUCUCGAGAGCAGAUGGGGUUUAUUUAAACACACUCACAUUUGUGCCCAAUUGUGUUGUUCCUUCACCUGAAGCAGCUAAGUUGAACAGCAUUAACCUGGCAGGAAGCAAUAUGCAGGAAAACAUUUUGCACGUAAUCUUUUUUUCAAAUAUGUAUCGGUAUCAGACGCAUCAGGAUUGGACAUGAAAAGACCGCAGUGUAGACUUCACGGUGAUUUAAAAAGACUUGUUAAGUGUCCUUGAUUGAAAUCAGAUCCACGAGCCAUGCGAUGUUUAAUGUGAUGCAUUGUGGAAGUUUAGGGAUUACACAGUUUUCCCAGCAUGCCAUGUGUCAUUACAGUCACAACAAAAAGAGAAAGGUCACAUUUACUUCUCCCUAUCUUGAUCCCUAACUUCUCCGAUCUAUUAGGAAAUGAUUCCGGUUGAUGAUUGACCCCAGGGUGAGAGAAGGGCAACAUGGCUGCCGUGUGGAGAGUGGGAGUUAAUAUGACUCGUACAGGAUGUGACGCUGACCUCAUUAUCUCAUCCGAUCAGAUGUUUGACAUUUGUCUUUAUCUGUUGUCCAUUUAAGACAUGAAGACAAAACCGACUUCCUGUUUUGGCGGCCUCUGAACAUUUAGGGAUCAUUUGGUCGUAUAGUCGUAUAUGAAGAACAAGACACCAGAUUAAGGGCUUGAUUUUUAAAUGCCGUGGAUCUAAUUUAGAAGAACCUUUGAAACUACUGACAGAAGCAAUGUUGUAAAACAAUAUCUAAAGAGAAGAACCCCCCCCAUUGUAACCCAUAAUGUGAUUUAUAUCGGCCAUUAUUCAUUCCAGCAUGUGUCGGUAUUUUGAGACGAUGGAUUAAUCAGUUUGAAAUAAAAUAUCACGUUUCACAAAGGUCUCUGUUGAACAUUUAUUUAGUUAGUAACGUUUGCUUGUAAGUUUCAAUUCUCUCGGCCAGAACCGGCACACUUGUGGCAAAAUGUUGUGCAAACUGUUCAAUCUGCGCUUGAUUUGUACUUUGUUUGCUUGGAGUCCAGUCAGGCUCGCUAACGGACCUAUCGCGAUAAAGACUGUGUUGUAUUGAAGACGAUGUGAAAGCCAGUAAUGUUUAGCGUUUUUUAUUUCCACUAUAAGGCUUUAUUUCUAUUGGCUCGGUUCAUGGCCGUUCAUCUGUAUUAUAUAUUUUUGUUUGUUUUCUUUUGGGAUUUUGUUUUUUAUGUUGAGAAUUUGUACAUUUCUUUUGUAUAAUUAUUAUUCUGAUGAUUAUUUGUCUAGCAGUGUUGUUUAGAUCUGGUGAUGCCAUUACCAUUGGUUGUUUAGUUGUUUGAAAUGUGGUUAACAUGAAAUAAAGGGACCAAAAUGUU
This is a messenger RNA of Cottoperca gobio, 7877 nucleotides long. RefSeq names its product protein tyrosine phosphatase receptor type T (gene ptprt). The coding region runs from base 293 to 4831 and encodes 1512 amino acids. Lineage: Eukaryota; Metazoa; Chordata; Actinopteri; Perciformes; Bovichtidae. Gene Ontology annotation, molecular function: protein binding; protein tyrosine phosphatase activity. Gene Ontology annotation, cellular component: membrane. The record is from RefSeq and is a predicted model, not a curated record. The transcript is spliced from 37 exons. Gene Ontology annotation, biological process: protein dephosphorylation.